CUUGCUUUCUCUUUCAAUUUGACUGAAGUACAGCGCACACUUUUCAGUGCACAUGUGAACACACACUCUUCCGUCGCAGAAAAACUAUGGAGCCGAAGGAGAGCCCGAUGCGUCUGAGGGAAUGGCUGAUUGCCCAGAUCGACAGUGGGAAAUAUGCUGGACUAAGCUGGGAGAACGAGGGGAAAACUUUAUUUAAAAUCCCAUGGAAGCAUGCAGCUAAGCAGGACUACAGGCAGAACGAGGACGCCGCGCUCUUCAAGGCGUGGGCAGUGUAUAAGGGAAAGUACCGUGAGGGACGUGACAGAGCCGACCCCUCAGCGUGGAAGACUCGACUCCGCUGUGCCCUAAACAAGAGCUCUGAGUUCCAGGAAGUUUCUGAACGCAGCCAACUGGACAUCUCAGAACCCUACAAGGUGUACAGGAUAGUGGAGGAAACACACAUCCACACAAACACAGAAUCUGGUGUGAGUUCAGUAAGGGGCAGAGCAUUCACAGACGUUCAUGAUCAGGAUGUAGUACACGACAACUCAAAUAACAGCAGAGUAUCGGGCGAGAAACAAGCAGACGGAAGGUUGGAGCUCUACAGCAAUAACAAUGUUGUUGGUUUUGACAGACCUGUGAAUGUUUCUGUCACUUUGCUAACAGCAUGGUACCCCAUUUCAGAUUUACGACUCCUUGUGUGUGUGUUCUAUCACGGUCAGCUGGUGCAGGAACUGAUCACCUCGUCUCCAGAGGGAUGUUUUAUCCUGCAGGGUUCGGCGCCGGUGGGGAACGAGCGAAUUUACGGGCCAUGUGGAGCUCACACUCUGUCCUUCCCUCGUCUGGACACUCUGUCCCUCUCACCGGGCAUCGCCGAGGCCAUGAGCCGCCUCCUGCCCCACCUGGAGAAAGGUGUGUUAGUGUGGGUCGCUCCUGAUGGAGUCUACAUCAAACGCUUCUGUCAAGGACGAGUGUACUGGAACGGACCGCUCGCCCUGCACCAACAGCAACCCAACAAACUGGAGAGAGAGAAGACAUGCAGACUGCUGGACAUCAACGUCUUCCUGCAGGAGUUACAGCAGCACCUGCAGGCUGGAGGGCCAAGGCCACGCUAUGUGAUUGACCUGUGCUUUGGAGAGGAAUUUCCUGACAAAAACCAACCAAAGAGCAAAAAACUAAUUACAGCACAGGUAGUGCCCCUGUUUGCAAAGGAGCUGCUUGAGGGUUUCCAGAAACAUGAAGCUGAACUGAAUCUCAGUCUGAAACCUGAAGCACAGAAAUGACAUCCAUCCAUCCAUCCAUCCAUCCAUUGCUCUCCUCCUCCCUUUGUCUAUCACUGUAGAUAUAAACACACCCUACACACAUGUAACUAUUCAGUAACUGUACACCAGAGGGAUUCUUUUUUUCAACUCAUUUCUCAUAUUCCGGGUUACGAGUGCAGCUUUCUAACUAUUUUCUAAAAAAACAACCAAUAAAAACAGCAUCAUGCUAACCAGCAGCUAGAACUACUAGCCAUGAUAGAAUGGUGAAAUUCAUUACCUCAGAAUCCACAAUGCUCCAUGUUGUGCUAAAUAUCGCUAGUAAUAAAUCAUAGAGAAUUUACCAGCAAAUCAAACAAAAAACUACCAGCAGUCCAGUUUCCUCACAUGGUAAAUUACCUAUUAGUGCAUAAUUGCUAGCUUUCUGUUACUCUUAGUUACUCUUAGCCUAAUGUAGCAUGUUUAGACAAUAUUAUUCUAAAAGAAUAGUUUUGACUAUCAAUUAUAAUCAAUAAAAUAACUCAAACUAAUUUAUUUUAUUUUAUUGCAAUAAAUACAAAUGGAAUGUUUCUUUCAGUAAAAAAAAAAUAUGAACUAUGUUAGCAUUCUGGUAAACUGUAUAGAAUUAACCGGGCUAAUUUUUUUAAUAGAAUUCUAAUGCUAGUUCAACAAACAUGCUAACAUUGCUCAAUGUGAAUGAACUAAGAACAUGCAGAUUGUAUAAGGCUAAUUUGCUAGUUUCACCAAGGCUAUAAAGAUGUGUUACUUCGUAGGCUACACAUAUAUAAUUUAUUAAAAAAAUAAAAUGAAUAUAUAAUAUAUUAAAUGGCUAUUUCAAAUUGACUGCUUUCUUCUAACUAUCUACUGGUUUUCUUUUAAUGCUAGCCAUGUUAGCAUGAUAGGGUUUUUAUUCUGAGGAAAGUCUGUAUUGUUUUUAUAUUUUGAACUUAUUUUGUGAAAAACUCAGAAAAUGCUUUGUGACUGUAAAUAUUGUGAAAAAUUGCAUCGUUUACAGUUGGAAAAUUUAGACAAGUAUAUAAAUAGAUAUAAUCAUGGCAAAGGAAAAACAAGAGUAAUGUUCACAAAUAGGACAGUAUUUCUUCUUUUGUGGUACAACUGACGAAAAAUAAAAUAAAAAAUGUAUCAUCUC
Silurus meridionalis is the source of this 2388-nucleotide messenger RNA. RefSeq names its product interferon regulatory factor 10 (gene irf10). The record is from RefSeq and is a predicted model, not a curated record. Gene Ontology annotation, cellular component: nucleus. Bases 87 to 1262 code for a protein of 391 amino acids. The transcript has 9 exons. Lineage: Eukaryota; Metazoa; Chordata; Actinopteri; Siluriformes; Siluridae. Gene Ontology annotation, biological process: regulation of transcription by RNA polymerase II; immune system process. Gene Ontology annotation, molecular function: RNA polymerase II cis-regulatory region sequence-specific DNA binding; DNA-binding transcription factor activity, RNA polymerase II-specific; protein binding.